Messenger RNA from Durusdinium trenchii, 1353 nucleotides. The record is from the annotation of a GenBank genome assembly. Lineage: Eukaryota; Dinophyceae; Suessiales; Symbiodiniaceae.
AUGCAGUCGACACGUGGGGCACAGAGCCCACAGAUGACUGCGAAAGCUAGACUCAAGAAGGUCUCGGACACGCUGCCUGGAUUCCUGCGUCGAGCUAGGAUCCGAAAGGCCUCAACGCGGAAGGCCUAUGACGAUUCCUGGUCACAGUUUCUCAGUUACUGCGUGUCUGUGAACCUUCUGACUGCUGCCACCAGCAAGUUUAUUUCUAUGUCUCAGCUGGACCAGUCACUUGAAGCGUUUGGAGAAUCCUUGUUUCUGGCAGGCAGUUCGAAGUAUCUCCUGACGUGUGCCUUGCAGAACUGCAACAUCCAAUAUCCUCAGUGGCCCACUUGUGCCAGGUCCAACUAUCCGCUGACUAAAGCUGCCAAGAAAGGAUGGGGGAACUUGGAGCCCGGCGCUUCACGUGACCCUUGUCCCUAUGAGGUAGCAUGCUGGAUUGCAUACUACAUGGUGACCCAAGGCUUGGUUUUUCAUGCUGCUGCAGUUAUGCUGAGCUUUGACACCUAUGUUCGACCUGGAAAGAUUUGUGGGUUGAAACACAGCAACAUCAUUCCUCCCAGCCGGGGUGUCAACAAACGUUACCAGCAAUGGGCCCUACUCUUGAAUCCUCAUGAGAUGAUGGAGCCCUCCAAAACUGGUCAAUUCAACGAUAGCUUGAUGGUUGGGAUGAAAGGUCGUGAAUGGGUGGGAACUCUUCUUGGCAAGCUGUAUACCAAGCAUGCUGGAACGACGGAUGGUCCCAUUUUCCCAUUCUCGCUCAACAACCUUGAAGGGGAAUUUCGGAAUGCUGUUCGCUCUCUCAAGAUCACCAAGCUGAAGUUAAGUCCUCAUUGCCUGCGGCAUGGAGGAGCCUCCCAUGACUACUUUGUUGGUAAUUCCACUCUGCCUGACGUUCAGCAGCGUGGUUGCUGGGCAACUUUUGAUUCAGUGCGACGCUACUCAAAGCAUGGCCGUGUUUCCAAACAGCUGUCUCUUUUGAGUCCUUCGCAGCAGCAGGCCGCUAAGCAAGCUUGUGCUGAACUGCCCCAAUUGAACAUGCACAUCCAGUUGCUGCGACACCUCUCCAAAGUUGAGGGGAAGGUCAAUGAGACCCAGCUAAAGCGCAGCCUUCGGGGUGCCUUGGUGUCCCUGGAUGUGGAAGUACAGGAGAAACUACCGGGGCAGCGUGGCUGUUCCGCGGCGGCGGCCUUGCUUUGCGGGGAGCGGCUGCUGGUGGGGGUGGUUGGCACCGCGUCGGCUGCCAGCUGCCAAGGCCCUGCAACGCUGGCGGACGCAGGCGCGGACGAAGCGAGCGAACAGACGAAGCAGCGAACGUCUGAGGACUAUGGCUGUGGGGUGUGGUUUGGUGGAUGA